GUUUUCUUACCCUUGAAGGUAUGAGCAGAGUGAAUGGGGCUGGAAGGACCGGGAGAAACGGGAUGAGAUGACAGAUGACCGUGCUUGGUACCUGAUAGCUCUGGAAGAUGGCUCCCUUCCUGUGGCUUUCUCACACUUCCGCUUUGAUGUGGAAUGUGGGGACGAGGUACUUUAUUGUUACGAAGUGCAGCUGGAAAACAAAGUGAGAAGGAAAGGCUUGGGCAAAUUUCUUAUACAGAUACUUCAGCUUGUGGCAAAUGGCACACAGAUGAAGAAAGUCAUGUUAACAGUAUUUAAACACAACCAUGGGGCCUACCAGUUCUUCAGAGAAGCUUUACAGUUUGACAUUGACGAUACCUCACCUAGCAUGUCUGGCUGCUGCGGGGAUGACUGCUCCUACGAAAUCCUCAGCAGAAGAACGAAAUUUGGCGAGAGCCAGCACACUCACCUGAGUAGUCACUGUGGUGGCUGCUGCCAUUGAGUUUGCCCUUCACUCUGCAAAAGAACCUAACUCUUUUUUUCCCAGAUGAGCCCUGCCUUUUGAUUGCCACCCCCACAGUCUUCCCAUUUCUUUGCUGUGCUCCCGAGCCAUCCUAAAUCUUGGGAUGAGAGAGAUCUUCCUCCAUAUGGGAGGUUCUGGAAACUGAACUCAAGCCUAACUUGAACCUGGUUUACCCAUGGCCUUAACCUGAAGGUAUGAAUCCAGUCGGCUGUUUUCCUCCCCUGCAAUAAGGAGAUAGGUUCUUGCUUCAAGCAAAUGACAAAAAGGAACUUAAUGGUCGAAGAAGAAUUAGCUUUUUUUGGUCAAUGUUAUUUGAAGUGGCCAUUUUGGAUAUUUCACGUUUCUUCAUCGACAUUGAAAGUGUACUCUCUUUUUUGGUUUUGAUGGAUCGGUGAAAUUUUUGAGACUGCAGGAAUUCCCUGUUUGGCAAACUGUGUUUGGAUCCCUAUUUGGAAAGUUAAGAAGACCUUGUCCUGUUUGGAUUUUACCUGUGCUUGCAUGACAACCAGCUCUUUGUAUGGUCUCUGAAAUUUCAGAUUGGACACUUUUGGACAGCGGCUAAACCAAUAUCUUUCUUGGUGUAUGUUGCCCAUAAUACAUUUCGUUUAAUAUGGCAUAUUGCUUUAGCAACCUUUGCACUUCCAUUUCGUGUUCAUGUGAAUGGAUCUUUUCCCUCAAAGAAACGAAAAAUGUGAGUGUCAAGGAACGAUGGCGGAACCUGUCUACUUCAAAUAUUUAUUUUCCCUCUCCUGGUCUCCAAAUCGGGCAUGCUUAAUAAUGGAUGUUUUAAGUUAAUUUACAGUGUCUACUUCUGUGUAUUAGCGUAUUUUUUUUUCUUCUUCCUUGGUUACCCUAUUUGGAUUUUUUUUUUCAUUUUUUUAGAAUACCUUUUAAAAUAAUUACUUUUCUUAGCAAGUAUUUUCACUGGAAUAAAAGGGAACAACUUGACUUUUUAAACAAUAUUUGUUUUAUUUGUAUGGUCAAAAAUAAACUUUUUGUUCAGUCUUUA
Molecule: messenger RNA, 1511 nt
Organism: Anolis sagrei ordinatus
Lineage: Eukaryota; Metazoa; Chordata; Lepidosauria; Squamata; Anolidae
Source: RefSeq, a predicted model, not a curated record